UUGUGAAUCGUCGACCUUAUCAAAAGAAUUUGCUGGCCGGGCAAAAUGGAUGAAUUGAAGAGUUUUUUCAACAACCCGUGCCCGUCGAGCUCGCAGAUAAAAAAGAUCCGCGGGCCGUUGACUGGUGGGCUGCGGAUCACAAAGGAAGACACGACAGCGCAGCUGAAUAGACGAGAAGAGCAUCGGCGCGCUGUGGUACCUUCCGGUACAGACUAUGCUCGUGAAAUCAAACAGAGAGAAACAGAUAUGUACAAAAGGAAUGAAGCAGAAAAAGACAAAUGGGAGAGUAUAUCUGGAGGUUUGGAGUCAAUGGAACAGCUAUCUUUAUGGGGCAUGUCGAUGCCCAACAUUGGUGAACUAACUGAAGAGGCCAUGACGACUGUUUAUAAUAAGUAUACCUUUAAAAAACGAGAGGACACUAUUAAGCUGGCUAUUGAAGAAUAUAAACAGGAGAUUCUAGAUGGAAUUGGUGGAUUCUCGGUAGUCAUAAUAGAAGGUCCCACUGGCUGUGGUAAGACUACCCAAGUGCCGCAGUGGAUACUGGACGAUAGCUACCAGAAGCGGAAACCAUGCAAGAUUAUUGUGACACAACCUAGGAGAAUUGCUGCUAUUUCAAUAGCUAAACGAGUAGCGCAGGAGCGGGGUUGGGAUGUAGGAGGUUUAGUAGGAUAUCAGGUUGGGCUGGAAAACAGAACCACAACAGACACGCGAAUCCAUUAUGUCACGACAGGACUGCUGCUACAAAAGUUGGUGGCCGCAAAAACCAUGAACGAAUAUACCCACGUAAUUCUUGACGAGGUACACGAAAGAGGUCAGGAAAUGGAUUUCCUUCUUCUACUUGUAAAGAGGCUUCUAUACACCGUGUCGCCAAAGGUUAAAGUAAUUCUCAUGUCUGCGACAUUCAAAUGGAGAACUUUUGCUGACUAUUUCUUGAUUCCAACGAUAGACGGACAGAUGGCUUCGGCUAUAAAUAUUGUGAAGAAAGAUCCAACGUUCACUGUGAAAACGUUCUACUUGAAUAACUUAACAAAGUUCGGAUCAAUCCUUUUACAAUCAACCCCUAAAGGCGAUCCAACGAUUGCACCAGAAAUGUUCCACCUCGUGAUUAAACUCUUGAACGCCUUCGAACACAUUGACAAACAAGAGGACCACUACGAGGACCGCUCACAGGCCGACCUGCCUUCGGUGCUCAUCUUUUUGCCUGGCAUUAACGAGAUUGAGGAUUUGUUUCUAUGUCUGAGCGACCUUAAAUUGAGGCAGAAAGUAGCAGACGCAGAGUGCGCGACAUACAAGUGGUGGGUAUUACCACUUCACUCGACGAUCACGGCCGACGAACAAGUACGCGUGUUCCAACGAGCGCCGCCCGGCCACCGCAAGAUCAUACUCGCCACCAACAUCGCCGAGAGCUCUAUCACCGUGCCAGAUAUCAAAUACGUGAUCGACUUCUGCCUGAUAAAAAUCCUAGUGGCAGAUGAGCACACCAAUUUUACGUCGCUGCAGAUGUGCUGGGCUUCGAAGACGAACUGUGAGCAGCGUGCCGGUCGCGCCGGCCGUGUGAGAGAUGGCCGUGUAUACAGGCUUGUUACUGACAAGUUUUAUGAGGGUCUUUCUCAAGAGGGUCGUCCAGAGAUUCUACGAUGCCCGCUAGAGCGGCUGGUGCUGCUGGCAAAGAUGCUGGAUAUGGGACAGCCUAGUGACGUACUGGCGCUUGCCAUGGACCCGCCCGACAUGUCCAACAUACAUCGCACCAUACUCGUCCUCAAAGAGAUUGGAGCUUUAAGAAAGACGUUGGCUGGUGAAUGGAGUCAGUCGGACGGUGACAUAACAUAUCUCGGGCGCAUUAUGGCCAAGCUGCCUCUAGAUGUGCGCGCCUCGAAGCUUAUCGUACUUGGGUACAUCUUCGGCUGCCUUGACGAGGCUCUUGUUAUGGCGGCGUCAAUAUCCGUGAAGAAUUUGUUCAGCAACCCGUUCCGCGAGCGUCUCAACGCUUACAACUCCAAGCUGACCUGGGCCGACGGCUCUACUAGCGAUUGCAUUGCCUUCCUCAACGUCUACAAAGUGUGGACCCAUUUGCGGCAGCAGCAAUACUUCCGCCAACAGCACGGCAACGAAGUGCAGUGGGCGCGGCGGUUUUACGUCCAAAUCCGGUCGCUAAAAGAGCUCGAUGACUUGGUGCGAGAGCUUAAACUUCGCCUCAGUCGCGAGGGUAUUGACAUCAGUAAGGAGGGGUCGCCAUGGGAUAAAAAUGAAUUGGCGCUCGUACUCAAGAUAAUAAUGGCGGGCGCGGUGUACCCUCAGUACUUCGUGCAGGUGUCGCAGGACGAAUCACGCGAGCGCGAUGCAGUGCGCAUACUUGGCGGACAUGACCCGAGAAACACGGUGUACCUGAAAAACUUCCCGGACAAUCAACCGGGCGAGAUUUACGCGGCGUCUAUUAAGCGCGCCGUGCGUCAACAGAUCGGCGACGAACCACGCGUUACCUUCGAUAAAAACAGCAGGAAAGUAUAUCUGACAUUUCAAGUGAAUAGCGGGCGAGGCAAACACAACGAGACGCAGACGGACCCCACGAUCCCUGGACAAGUGGUGCUGCCCGUCUACAAGGCGAUUAAGGCGCGACAGUUGAAGAUGGACAUCCGCAUACAGCUGUUGCCAUUAGAAAAAGCAAACGAAGUCGCUGCAGCGCUUGAAUCAGAAAAAAAAAUGGAGCACACCUGGAACAAAAUGGUACCACGGCUACCUGAUGUGGAUGAUUCUCACUUCCCACUCACUAUUUCUGAGAAAAUCAGCGUUAGCAAAUUUUGGGUUCAAUACGACGAUACGUCAACUGCAAGCGAACUGCGUCAAAUCCAAAACACCCUAAACCGCGCCAAGUUAAUUCCUCACAAUGGUCCAGUGGCUGUUGGCGAUAUUUUCGCCGGGCCCUUUGUUGAUACCCAUGGCACUACAAUGCACCGCAUUCGCGUGCAACGGCUGUUACCUAGAGACAUGUUUGAGGUGCUCUUCAUCGACUAUGGCAACACCCAGCGGCUGAACACAUGCAACCUGUACCUCAUACCACCGGGAAUCUGUCAAGACACUCCACCGCUGGCCAUGGAGUGCGUGCUGGCUGAGAUUGCUCCCAGCCCGCUGAUUAAUCAACAUGGACAGUGGACGCCACGCGCCAGGCAGCUUUUCGACAGUCUUAUUGCGAAAGGACAUUUGUUGGGCAAGGUAUAUUCAGUGACACACGGCAUAGUGUCUAUAGAGCUGUUGGCGGAUGGUGGCCGCAUCAGCGUCAACAAGGAACUCGUCAAUCAGCGUCUUGCCGUGCCCGCAGAAGAGAGCUACGAUUCUAAGAUAAACCACGAUCUCCGUCAAACAGCUACGGACCUGAACCUAGCCCAAAAACGAGCGUUCAAUAAGGAGCAGACCGAACUUUCCUUCUAUAAUUUGCGAGAAAUCGAACCGCCCAACUCCAAGGACUGCAUUACUGAUGUCGUGCUUAAAGGACCUUUCAGCCCUCUGGAGACCAUUGUCCACAAUUUGAUGUACUCGAGCCGGGAGAAACAAGUUACCAUUGAGUGGCUCUCCGUCAACUCGGUCCUGCUGGAUACCGACCCCCAGGAAGUGUACGAAAGGCUUCUAGUGGCUGCGGAAGUGGGUCAGAAUGAGAACAGCAGCAAACUGACGCUGAGGCACACCACUCUGCUGCCCAACAUCCCCGCGCUGCCGGCCAUCAUUUCCCUACUCUUCUGCCCUGUUGCGGAACUCCGAAGGGAUUCCGAAGGGUCAAGGUACGUGAGCGUAUUAUGUGGAUUAGGCAGCAUGGAAGACGGGACGCCGUACUUCCCCGAACACGAUUUGUUGGUUAACAUCGAUGCUGAUCUCACCGUUGAGGAUAUUGGCGCGAUAAACCAUAUUCGUUACCUGAUGGAUUACAUGAUGUACUGUAACGAGGGCCAGGACAUGCCUGCGGACAACGCGUACCGCUCGCAGGUGCCCAAGACCAUCCGCAAUGACAUCCUUGAAUUAUUCCGCAAACGUCGCAAGCACCGCGAACCUGAAUCCGUAGUGAACGCAUGGGAAUGGAAGACUGUACCUGAACACGAACUGCUAGAGAUCUCCGUCCCGGAUAUGGUAGAUCAGGCGAUAAUAUACCCGCUGCACACACCGCUGGAGCUCCGGCCAUUAUCGCGCGACCAGUUGCUUAAAUUGAAAGAGGAAAAUGCUCAACUUAAGUUGCUCGUUGCCAGGACACCAAUAUCAUCGACAGGAGAAUUAACUUGCAAGCUAUGCGGCACUGGGCCGAUGCCGGCGCACGCCAUGCGAAUACAUCUGUACUCAAACGCUCACAAGGAAAAGGAAGAAGACUUCCGCAUGUUCGAAUCUUAAAAUUAAGCAAUACAAAAAAUUACUUCACUAAAUAGACUAAGCAGGGGCAUUUUUGAUUCACCUUAAAUCUGUUGGAACAAAAUUCUUAUGAAAAACAGUUCUGCUAAAUUACAUAACUGUUUCGAAUUCCGAUACAAACCCG
This is a messenger RNA of Hyposmocoma kahamanoa, 4513 nucleotides long. RefSeq names its product probable ATP-dependent RNA helicase spindle-E (gene spn-E). The record is from RefSeq and is a predicted model, not a curated record. NCBI's taxonomy places the organism in Eukaryota, Metazoa, Arthropoda, Insecta, Lepidoptera, Cosmopterigidae. Gene Ontology annotation, molecular function: ATP binding; RNA binding. Bases 46 to 4371 code for a protein of 1441 amino acids. Gene Ontology annotation, cellular component: intracellular anatomical structure. The transcript is spliced from 26 exons.